Molecule: messenger RNA, 2699 nt
Organism: Misgurnus anguillicaudatus (oriental weatherfish)
Lineage: Eukaryota; Metazoa; Chordata; Actinopteri; Cypriniformes; Cobitidae
Source: RefSeq, a predicted model, not a curated record
GCGUCACCCGGCGGACGAAGCGAAGGAGAGUGUCGUAAAGUGGUAUGUUUUGAAGCGGGGAGGUCAUUGGAAAGUGAGCUUGUUUGUAAGGUUCUGUGGGGGACAGACCGCUGCUACCACAGGUGUCAGAUAUUCUGAUACCAGAGUAGCUGUAUUUAUAUCCAGUUUAGUUUAUCAGGGUUGUUCACGGUUAAAAAUGCUACGUUUAGCGGUGCGAGUGAGGCCGUCUGUCAGGCUAACCCGGCCCAGUGUCCUCUCGGGCCCCGCUGCUAGUCCUCGAUCCGGACCGGUAUCCUGCCACCAUCUCAAACGAUACCACUCCAACGGCCCUGCUCGGAUCCGGAGCCUGUGUCACGGUCGACGUGUGUACAACAGCAUCCUUAGUAACACAUCAUGGGUGUUGCACAGGCAAACGGCCGGGUUCAGUCAAAGCAUGCGAGUGUACAGCCUACCGCCUCAUCAGAAGGUGGAGCUACCUGCUUUGUCCCCCACAAUGCAGCUGGGCACCAUUGCACGAUGGGAGAAGAAGGAAGGUGACAAAAUCAAUGAGGGAGAUCUGAUAGCUGAGGUUGAAACGGACAAGGCUACAGUUGGAUUUGAAAUACAGGAUGAGUGCUACCUCGCCAAAAUCUUGGUUCCUGAGGGUACAAGAGAUAUACCCAUUGGAUCAAUCAUCUGUAUUACCGUGGACACGCCUGACCUCGUCGCUGCCUUUAAGGACCUAACAUUGGAUAAACUCGCUGGCUCCGCCUCUGCGGCAGCAGCUGCGCCGCCCCCUCCAGCAGCACCUGCUGCUUCUCCAGCACCUUCACAAGUUCCUGGCAGCUCUUACCCAGCCCACAUGAAGGUACUUCUCCCAGCUCUUUCCCCUACAAUGACAAUGGGCACAGUGCAGCGCUGGGAGAAAAAAGUGGGUGAGAAGCUGAGUGAGGGAGACCUGCUAGCCGAAAUUGAGACUGAUAAGGCAACAAUUGGUUUUGAGGUACAGGAAGAGGGAUACCUGGCUAAGAUCAUGAUUUCAGAGGGCACUAGAGAUGUUCCUCUCGGCACUCCUCUCUGCAUCAUUGUGGAAAAGGAAUCCGAUAUUGGCGCCUUUGCCGACUACGUGGAAACAGGUGUGGCUACAAGUCCACCUCCAGCCCCCACACCGGUGGCCACCCCAUCACCAGCAGCAGCCCCUGCAGCUCCAACCCCAGCACCUACCGCUGCACCUGCCGCUCCUAGGAAAGGCCGAGUGUUUGCCAGCCCUAUAGCUAAGAAACUUGCUGCUGAGAAGGGCAUUGACCUUGCCCAAGUCACAGGAAGUGGACCAGAUGGAAGAGUUACCAGAAAAGAUAUUGAUAGUUUCGUUCCAUCUAAACCCAGUCCUGCACCAGCUGCUGCCCCCAGCCCAGCUCCACCCACCUUCACCCCUGCAGCCGCCCCAGCUGUUUCUGCUGUACCAACAGGAACAUUCACCGACAUCCCUAUCACCAACAUUCGCAAGGUGAUCGCCCAAAGGCUGAUGCAGUCUAAACAGACUAUUCCCCAUUAUUACUUGUCUGUGGAUGUCAACAUGGACCAAGUGCUUGAACUCAGAAAAGAACUCAAUGUUGAGGUUAAAGCAGACAACAUCAAACUCUCGGUCAAUGACUUCAUUAUCAAAGCCUCGGCUCUAGCCUGUUUAAAGGUACCAGAGGCGAACUCCUCUUGGAUGGAUACAGUCAUCAGACAAAAUCACGUUGUGGAUGUUAGUGUUGCAGUCAGUACGCCUAUGGGUCUGAUCACUCCUAUUGUAUUUAAUGCUCAUAUUAAGGGCCUAGUAUCUAUAAGUAAAGACGUGGCCUUGUUAGCAUCUAAAGCACGAGAGGGCAAACUGCUACCACACGAAUUCCAGGGUGGCACUUUUACUAUUUCUAAUCUGGGAAUGUAUGGAAUCAAGAAUUUUUCUGCUAUUAUUAACCCACCUCAAGCCUGCAUUCUAGCUGUUGGUGGCUCAGAAAAAAGACUGCUUCCUGCGGACAACGAUAAAGGGUUUGACGUUGCUAACAUGAUGUCUGUGACUCUGAGCUGUGAUCACCGGGUGGUAGAUGGUGCUGUUGGUGCACAAUGGCUCGCUGAGUUCCGCAAGUUCCUCGAGAAACCCGUCACCAUGCUCCUGUGAGCAUAGCCCUACAUAUGGACCUUGCCCAAAAACAGUGGACAUUUAAGAUUUGGAGAUAUCUCUCUCACUGGUUAUAUGCUCUCCCUGAAAAAUAUAACAGCUUCUCUCUGGGUUUCUUUUCUCCCUGACUGAAAUACAUCUUUUCAUGUACUGUAUUUUUACAUUACAUCCUAAAGCAUCAAAUAACUGCUCAACUUAAGUUGUGCGUCGUUGUUUAGGUCAGUUGAGGAGUUUAUUGCUGGACGAUGAUUUUCUUUUUUUUUUUUCAGGAUACUGUUACAAGCACCGCAAGUCUGUGUAUGCCAUUAGAUCAAGAAAUAAUGUCAGUAUCCAUGGCCAAGUCUAAUGGCCUGUACCUGCAAGCUAUAAUAUUUUACCAUUUAUUUGUGUAUAAUACGAGUCCCCACUGUAUACAAGAAAAAUCCUGAUGAAAUCUGGAGAUGUGUGUGCCAAAAAGUAAUAUGAUUGGAAUUUAUUUGUCACGUUCUUCAGUGCAUAUGUUUAUUUUCUGUAUUAUUGCAAUGCAGAUUUGAAAGUUGCUUGGUCAUUGCGGUGA